AUGUCAACCAACAAUAAUAACCCAAUGAAUCCUAAUCGUGUGAUACCUAAAGGAAUUAAUAACCCAAGGUCUAAAGCUAAAAUCAAUAGAUUAAAAAUGUAUCGAACAAAAGCUAGACAUGAUGAAAAUGGAAAAGUGUUAUGGCAAGAAUACCAAUCAAACGAAAAACCUGAAGCACGUAUUCAACCAGAUAGAAGAUGGUUUGGUAAUGUUCAUAGUAUUGGACAAAAAGAAUUAGAUAAUUUUAGAGAAAAAUUAACAGAAACUGUCCAAGACCCAUCACAAGUUUUAUUAAAAGCACAAAAAGUACCAUGGAAUUUAUUAGAAAUUAAAGACAAAGAAUUUAAGGGAAAUGUUUUGGAAGCAGAACCAUUUCAAACUGUUUUUGGUAAAAAUUCACAACGAAAAAAACCUAAAUUACCUGCUUUAGAAGAAAAAGAAUUUCUUGAAAAAGCAAAACAACGACAAGAAUCAUAUGAUAUUGAAAAAGAUCGUAAUAUUAAAGGUGAAGCAGAUUUUAUUACUAAAAUGACAAGAGAAAAAUUAUAUGAAAAAGGACAAUCAAAAAGAAUUUGGGGAGAGUUAUGGAAAGUAGUUGAUUCAUCUGAUGUUGUUAUUGAAGUUCUUGAUGCUCGUGAUCCAAUGGGAACACGUUCUAAACAUGUUGAAGAACAUAUUAAAAAACAUAUGAAACAUAAACAUAUUGUAUUAGUUUUAAAUAAAUGUGAUUUAGUACCAACAUGGGCUACUGCUAGAUGGGUUAAAGUUCUUUCAAAAGAAUUUCCUACAAUUGCUUUUCAUGCUUCAAUGGAAAAUCCAUUUGGAAGAGGAAGUUUAAUGAGUUUAUUAAGACAAUAUGCUAAUUUGAUGGUUGAAGGAGAUAGACAAAUUUCUGUUGGAUUUAUUGGAUAUCCUAAUAGUGGAAAAUCAUCUGUAAUUAAUACAUUAAGAUCACAAAAAGUUUGUAAAGUUGCUCCUGUUGCUGGUGAAACUAAAGUAUGGCAAUAUAUUACUUUACUUAAAAAUAUUUAUUUAAUUGAUUGUCCUGGUGUUGUUUAUCCAUCAGGAGAUACAGAAAGUGAAGUAAUUUUAAAAGGAGUUGUUAGAAUUGAAAAUGUUUCAGAUCCAGAACAUCAUAUUCAACCAAUUCUUGAUCGUGUUAAACCUGAUUAUAUUAGAAAAAUGUAUGAUGUAAAACAAUGGGAAGAUGCAGAAGAUUUUCUAAGUCAAUUAGCUAAAAAGAGAGGAAAAUUAUUAAGAGGAGGUGAACCUGAUUGUCACAUUGUUGCAAAAAUGGUAUUAUAUGAUUUUCAAAGAGGAAGACUACCAUAUUUUGUUACUCCACCACUACCAGAAAAGAAUGAUACAAUAGAUACUGAUUAUAAUGAAGUAUUAAAAUUAGAAAAACAACAAUUUAAUCAAUUAAAAACAGAAAUGGAAUUUAAUGAAGAAGAUAUGGGAAUUAAAGAUGAAAUCAAAGAAGAAGAAAAUGAUAUUGAACAAAGUGUUCAUGAAGACCAAAAAAAUAUAGAAGAAAUAGAAGUUGAUGGAAAAGGUAUUGAUUCUAAAGAAGGUAAUGAUCUAGAAGAAAAUGAAGAUGAUGUUUAUGUUAGUGAUGAUGAAGCAGUAAUGGAGAAUGAAGAAAUGUUAUUACAAAAGAGAAAAGAACGUUUUGAAGCAAUGAAAGGAUUAUCAAAGAAAUCAAGACAAAAAAGAAAACAAGAAUUAAAACAAGAAAGAAAAAAAGGAGCUAAUUCAAAAAAACCAAAAAAAGAAAAACCAGUCCGAGUAACUCGUUCCAGGAAACAUCAAGGAGUGCCUAAAGCUAUAUUUUGA
Messenger RNA from Entamoeba histolytica HM-1:IMSS, 1836 nucleotides. RefSeq names its product putative GTPase. The transcript has a single exon. The coding region runs from base 1 to 1836 and encodes 611 amino acids. Gene Ontology annotation, cellular component: nucleolus. The record is from RefSeq and is a predicted model, not a curated record. NCBI's taxonomy places the organism in Eukaryota, Evosea, Mastigamoebida, Endamoebidae. Gene Ontology annotation, molecular function: GTP binding.